This is a messenger RNA of Filobasidium floriforme, 1497 nucleotides long. RefSeq lists its product as uncharacterized. Lineage: Eukaryota; Fungi; Basidiomycota; Tremellomycetes; Filobasidiales; Filobasidiaceae. The record is from RefSeq and is a predicted model, not a curated record. The transcript has 9 exons. The coding region runs from base 1 to 1497 and encodes 498 amino acids.
AUGCAGUCUGGACAUCAUAGCCAAACCCUGGCGUCCGCAUACAACGAUGCCACCAUCAACUUAAAUCACGACCAUACAGAGCCCUUUACCACCAACACGAAUAACGACCAUACAGAGCCCUUUACCACCAACGAUCUAUCAAAUGAGCUUGAUCUUGGGGAGGCAUUGGAUAUACGCGCGGCAACGGCCAGCCUCUCAGCCAACAUCGAUGCGACUCCCGUACCCUCAUCAGACAGCACUUCUGCGUCGGUCCCCUCGGCCACCCCUUCGGUUGUUCAAGAGCAAUUUAAAACGCUUCAAGCAGAAGCCAAAAAGAGAAAGGCUGCGAAUUACUGGCCACCUGAUGUCAUCGAGCGGACGUUAGAGGAGCUUGAGCAGAAGCGUCAGGGGAAUAAGCGCCGUACUACAGCCACAGUACCAAAGAUCAAAGAUACACGGAGGUUACAAGCGAUACGCGGCAACGCUAUGAUCCAGGAACUGUCCUUACAGCUUGGUCGACUUCACGACAACUAUGAGAUUGCCAGCUUCAUCCUUUUAAUGCCUCUUGCGGCGGACCAUCCGUUCAUGCCACAGGCCGUGAUCAAGGGCCCGUACCUCGAGGCGGUGUUGCAGAAGCGUUGGGGAAUCGGCGGGAAUAAUCCAGACCAUAGCCGGACUGUUCUCAAUUCAAUUCAGGCAGGGAUUUCUGAACUUCGCGCUCGACGUCAGGAUGCUCAUGCUUCUCGUGACGCGGAUGGCGCCAGUAGCGACUCGCUCGCUGUUCAGCAUUCCCGUCUCCCAUUGCAGGCCCAGCGAACUAGGCUGACCGAGGAGAUAAGCCACGUCCUCAGCACUACUUCCAGCAAGAAAAUGACCACAGUUCCUUGGUCCUCGAUGAACGUUCUCUGCCUCGAACGCGACGUGUGGUGGGAAUCUGUUAAGGUCGACUUCAACUGGAGCUUCGUACGCGAAGGUCGCAAGGAAGCUCUCUUGUACUUGGGCGGCAUAUAUGUCAAGGGCCAACUCGUCCUUAAGAGUCUAAGUGAAUAUGACGAAGAUCACGCCACCGCCAUCCGUAACGCCUUGAAACAGAUGGCCUUGAAGAACGAUAAUAAGGCUGCCAUCAAGCGUCAAUUUGGAGACAAUCCCCCAUCCUUCUCUGAGCCAGAUUUCGAACACUGGAAGGCACAACUGCCUGUCCAGCGAGCAAUGAAGCCAAGUUAUGUCUCUGUUUCUGAAGCGUGCCUGUGGCGACGUUUAGUCGGCACGGACACGCUUCAGAAACAGAGACAUAACUUGGCUUCAUUAUGUGGUAGCAUUAACUAUAUGUGUUCCUGCCCUGCCAACCAAACGUACCGAAAGCAACAAGAUGCCGUGGCGAUCAGCAACCACUCGGUCCGGACACCAGUGACUGUUCGAGUGCCAAUCUUGCAACGUUGGGCACAAACAACACGUGUGAUCGCCUCUGCGAAUUCCGAUAAUAUUGUCAAGCACCUGCAGUUGUUGACUGCUCACUGA